Paramuricea clavata is the source of this 12342-nucleotide messenger RNA. NCBI's taxonomy places the organism in Eukaryota, Metazoa, Cnidaria, Anthozoa, Malacalcyonacea, Plexauridae. The record is from the annotation of a GenBank genome assembly.
CAGUGCUGCAACGUUGCCGACAACAAUUGAAUGCUGUGAAUCCAAAGUAAAAAUAGACAAGCGAGUAACUCGCUUUGUUUUGCCAAUUGGCGCCACGUGUAACAUGGACGGCUCUGCCAUAUAUUAUGCCAUCGUCGUUCUGUUUGUAGAACAGAUAGAACCAAAUGUUCAACUGGGAAUUGGUGACAAAAUUUUGACUAUGUAAGUAAAGAAAAUAUUAGUGACGUAAGGUCAUGAAAGGUCGUCGUUUUUCAAGAUGUUGAGGGAAUUAUUAUUAGGCCUAAUCUGCAGUGCAGUACUUCAUUAAACAGUCCUCAUCCCAUUCCCUGAUGAAGACAUUCAUUUGAAACCAAACGUAGUAGGGUAAUGCACUUAGUUGCUACCAUAUACGCGUUGCCAUCCUUUUAUCAACCUAUUAGUUCAUAGGAAAUGAAAUUUUAUGAGUUCACAGCAAACACGUAUAAUUAUAUAUUAGAUGUGUGAAUGAAUGUAAUCCCAAAUAAUAUUUUCCACAGAAUAACGUCAUCGCCCAACAAUGUGAAUAUACUCCAGUUAUUCAUGCGCCAUAUGACGAAUGGCUUAGCCAUAACUCGUGAGUUAUUUGUACAUUAUCGAAUCCUUUCAGACUUAUCUGUACCGUGGUAUCGAUUGGUGCGGCAGGUAUUCCCAGUCCAGGACUCACUAACUUGGUUAUCGUGUUAGAAGCAGUUGGACUUCCUAUUGAUAAGAUUGGACCAAUAUUUGUUGUGGACUGGUUUUUGUAAGUCAAUACUGCAAUUGCAAAUUAGUAUAAAUAAUCGACGUAUGCCCUUUCAUCAGAAGUUGCAAAAUAAUUUUUCCUUUAUCUGAAAAGAAUAUUUACUUAUUUAUUAACUUUACAACCUUUUAUACAUGAACACAUACUAGAAAUUCAAUUUAAGAAUAUACACAUAUAUAUGAAGGAAAUGAAUAAGAUUGAAGGUAUAGUCAACAGGACAAGAAUCCCAUAUUAAGACCAACCCAAAAGAGAUAACAAUAUAGUUAUAACAUAUUUAGGGACACAAACACACAUUAACAAACUGAUAUAGGCUAUUUGAAUAACUAGUAACAUGAAAAAUGCAUGAAAUUAACUUUUAAGAACAGCAAGUUGGAUUGUAGGAACGACACUUGGAAUAAUAAGUCUUCCAAGUGCGCAUUGGAUUAACAUCAACGGUAGAUUCAAGUUUCGAAAGGUCAUGGUGAGAAUACAGAUUGUUUUUGAAGAAAUUAAUAGAGAUACAGUCGGUGAUAUGAGCGGGAAGACUAUUCCAAAGAAAAAUAAUCUGUUGAAAAACGAGUUUCUAAAAAGAGAAGUUCUGCAAAGAUUAGGAGUCUGAAGAGAUAAUGACAAAAGAAGAGACAUCUAUAGAUCAUGAAGACGUUUCAAAAACUGUACGAAAUUGGAAGUAAUUUGAGUGUUUUUAUUGUUGAUAUGAUAAGGAUGAUUUGAAAGAACGCGUUUGCGAGAUAUUUUGAGUAAGACAAAUUUAGAAACAUUAAUUAAAUCUGUGUUGCCAAGACAGCGACCAUUUACUGUCGAUCAUCAGCAAACAACGCAACAGUACUGUUUUUUUAUUGUAUCUGGAAGAUCAUUAACAUAUAGGACGAAACGAAUAGGACCAAUUACACUACCCUGUGGUACACCAGAUGUAACAUCAAGAUAAGAAGGGGAAACUCCUUCAACAACUACGCGCUGAUAUACCAUAAGAGUGAUAAGACUGAUGCUUACCAACGAGUUUGUUGUGAGGAACAGAGUCAGAGGCUUUAGCAAAAUCUAAAUAAAUAAGGUCAAUUUCUCUAACCAGUGUCAAGAGCAGAACCGACAUCAUGACGGAACCUGUAAAAGUUGAGUAACACACGAUCGAUUUGAACGAAACCCAUGCUGAAGACUGUAUUAGGAAUUUUUAACAAAAGAAACAGCUUGAGUAUCUUUACUCAAGUUGUUUCUUUUGUUUCUUCACAUGCUCGAGAACCUUAGAAACUAGAGAAAGUAAUGAAAUAAUGACUUCAUGAGAAUCUCCUUUCUUAGGAACAGAUGCAACGUUUGCAAGUUAACACAUUCAGAAGGAACUAUUCCACUUUCUAUAGAUAUCUCAAAUAAAGCAGCGAGAGAUGGGGCAAGUUAGAAAGUUAAAAAGUUAAUAAGACAAACUUGAAUGUAAUCAGAUUUAUAUAUAUAUUUACUAGAUCUUCCAAUGAAAGAUUGCUUGUGUCUCUCGGUUUUAGAUAGAACUGUAUAAGAAUUUUUCUGUCAAAGUUCAUAUGAGUAUUCUCUAGGAUCAGGUAAUUCACGCCUGCUUCUUAAAGUUGACAAGCAGUCUCUGUCCAAAUCAAGAAUUCUCAGACUUCUUGUCUGUGCACUUCAAUUUCUUGUUGUAGAUAAUCUGGAAGCCCUGUCCAUACGGGCGAUGCAUAUACUCUAAUACUGGUCGAAUUUUAGAUAUACUGUAUAAGUUGUCAAUCCGAUGUCGGUUGGUAGUUGGGAUUUCUCACACUGUCUAAGAUGGUAUAAUCUCUUGUUUGGCUUACAUGUAAUUUGAUCUACAUGUUCAUUCCAUUUAAGAUCAUUUUCGCAUGAUGGCUUUGGCUUUAAAAGAUCAGCGGGAAUGCCAUCCGAACCAUGCAGUUGCCUUAGACUCAAUCAAAUUACUGAGGAAGUGCAAGAAUCCAAAGCUGGAAAAGAAAUAUCACUACAACUAUUAAAUACUGAUGCGAAAUAUCUAUUAGAGGCAUCAGCCUUUUGAUGUCGAUGGUUUCUGAUCUUUAUACUUCAUUACAUCAGGUAGUGAUGGCUUUGAGGAUUUUGAUUUAAAGAAUCUCCAAAAAGAUUUACGUUAAAAGCUCACUCAUACUCACACUCCAGUUAAACUCGAGUGAGAUGCCCUCAACUGAGAGUGAAGUAUGGGUAUGAGUAUGAGUGGAGUUUGAGUUUAACUGUUUACGUUGAGAGGGCGCACUCAUUUGUUAAGCAAACUGGUCAGUUUGCAUUCAAAGAGCUUACUCAAGUGUGACUGACUGGGGUUUAGUUCAGUAAACAAUCAUGAAUGCAUGUUAAAUAGAGUGUGAUCUGUCUCGGCUGUGAAGUUCCAAAGACAACGUGCAAGAUGUCAUAAAGCAGGCAGUACUUUUUGCAAACAGCAAAUAGCCUGCGAGUCAAGCUCUGGUUAGGGGAAGGAAGAGCCUGCAGUCGCUUCUAAUAAAUUUUCGUGUAUAGCGUUCGCCCGCGAACGCUAGCUUUUCAUUGGCUAUUGCUCUAAUGACACGUCAAUCAACAGUAAUAUUAAUAUUCAAAACGGUCAGCAACGACGGCGGUCAUCAGCAACGAUGAGGCGCUCGAGGAGUGUUUAGAGCGUGUAUUAAAAUAACUAAACUAUGUUUUAGAAGUAUAGGGAUUGUAACCAUGUCCUGAUAACUCACUCCACUGUAAAAUAGUAUGGUAGAUAUCCUAUACGCGAGUGCAGGCAUUCUAGGAUUUCUGCACCGAAUAAGUGUUGAUGUUGCUAAAGCAAUAGCGUUGAUUCCUCGCUCAUUUUCAUCAUCUUUCAAAUUUUCCAAGUUGCAAGCGCUCCCUCAAUACAGUGUUUAGUAUUGGGCGAUAAACCUUAAUCUCCCUAUAUACAAUGGUGUUUGAGAAUACAGAGAGUUGAUCAGGUUUGAUACAUUACAACUGUCCGACUUUAUAUAGAAGGCUUUGCAUUCCCGGUUAACUUCUCGCUGUAAAGCAUUGAUUAGUUCCCUCGAGAGAAACACAUGGCGAAAAAAUGCAUUUGCUAUAUACUGGCUGCCACCGAGAUAAACAAAUGUCUAACUAUAACAGUCGUAUUUUUGUCAAAAUUGAUUUUAACAACAACUCUAAUGUUUGCCAUCCCUCUAUAUAUUUGUUGAAAUCGACAUAUAUCACAAGACACGUGCGUGAAUUCUACUCUGAUAUGAUUGGUCAGUCGAGUUUGAAUUUAUUAUAAGGGGCGGCACGAAUAUUUAUUGGAAGCGAUUGCAAGCUCUCCCUGACCAGAGCCUAGCUGCCUCGCAGGUUAGUAGCAAAGCACAAGGAUGUCCUGGAGAGUAAAAGAAAUGAUUUCAGGACAAUAGCGGGGUUACGAUGCACCAAAUCUACGACGCGGACGUGACAUAAAAACCGUUGCUAAUGUGUGGAAUCAGUGUUAUUUUGCUUCACUUGUGUCUCUGACUUUAUUUACCAACUGGAAGCCAUAAUCCGUGUAGUGAAACUGUGGGAAUAGUUACAGUUUUUGUAUCUGCGAAUGCAGAUAUGUUGUUAUCGUGCGCGUACCGGAAGUUUGUAAGCGUGCUUCUAGCCAAUCAACGACAGCGUAUAGUUGAAAUGACGUAAUGAUAAUAAUUUCAAAAUGGUGGUUUACUGAAGGGUGAAACAAAGGGAAAUUUGUGAAUUUACAGUUAAAAUUAAACAUCAAACGCAGUCAAAAUAACGUCAUUUUACUAGUCUGAAUAUGGCAAUGGUCGAGAGUGUAUUUUUGGCAAACAUUUGAAGGGUUUCAUCAUUUAAUACGCAGUGCAAACGAAAUGAUUCGCAAUUUUUAUAGACAAACAAAUUAUUGACUAUUGGCAUUGAGAUACUCUUAUGAAACUAUGAAAGUAAUGACUCUUCCACAUGUUACCAUUGACAUUGUAAGUGUAUAUCGAGUGUAAGUGUUGAUGUUUAUGUACUUCUCAAUUGAACGUUUUUAUUGGUGACUUUAAUUGAUAUAAAUUAGUUGAAUGAAACCAAUAGAAGUCCUUUAUAUAAUUUCUUUGUCAACGAUCAUAACUAUAGACAAUUGGUGUCUGCUUUCAUUACAGACAACCAGACUUUGAUAGAUAUUUUUAUAUAAUUUAGCAGAGUCAGAAGCUAAGUCACACAUAUUGGAAACAUUUCGAUGGGGGGAGUGAAUAGGCUUUCGGAUCGUCGGAUUUCACAGAAAAAAAUGUUCGGAUUUCGGAUCUGGCGAAUAUUUUACACGGAUUUGCGGAUUUAUCUAAUAUUUUGGCUCGGAUUGUGGAUUUAGCUUGCAAUUUAGUUCGGAUACUGGAUUGUGACUUCAUAGUAGAGCUUUUAACGGAUUCAAAUUUAGAAAAGACCAUUGUCGGAUCGGCGGAUUUGUAUACCCCUACUCACCCCCCCCUGAUCAUAAAGCAGUAUCUGCAUUGAUUAAUUGCUUUCAUUAAAGCAAAGCCAAAGUAAUAGUGGCUGCAUAAAGAGCAGAGAUUCAGCUUCAGAUUGGAAUAUCAAUACUUAUAGUAACAGUUGCAACCAAUCAUAAUUAUUAACUUGCAGUAUAUUUAACAGUUAUUCUACGAACUCGAGUCGAAUAUGAACUGAUAGCAGAUGAGGCGCGUAGCGCCGAAUUGGCUAUCGCUCAUAUUCGACGAGAGUGAGUAGAAUAACUGUUUUAUUUUAUACACAAGGUCUGAAUUUUCAAUAUUUUUCUAUUUUGUUUAUGUUUUAUCUUCGCUCUUUCAGCCGAUUAUUUUUUAAAAAAUAUAUAUUUUUAACCAUUUCAAAUUUUAAAAAUUCAUUUGCUAACCUGUAAGCAAUUUGUGGGAGUUUUUUCAAGGUGUUUUUAAUCCUGUAAAAGCUAUAAAAAGUGAACAACUUGCCGUUUUCUCGUUCGCAAAACAUCGGAAAUUCAGUUUGAGCCUCCAUUUUGUUUUUCUCUACUAGCAGGAUAUGAGCUAAUAUCCUGCUAGUAGAGAACCAAUCAGAUUGCAGAAUACCUCAUAUCCAGACCUUGUGUAUAUAAUAAAACUAUAUAUCCUGGAGGGGGUGUUCUCUUCUUCAUCCACCCUGAUUUCUGUAACUGAAUGUCAUUGCCAAGAACACCAGAUAAGCAAUUUAUAUCCCCCCUUCCCCUAUCCCAUACUAUAUUAUCUUACAAUCAACAACAACCAUAUGUCAUAAUGCGAUCUUAUUUAUAGCACACAAUGUACAAAACUAAACCUACUAUUCUGUUUAUUGGAUUUUCUUCCACGACAAAAUAUUAUUGCAUGGAUCUGGUAUGCUGAAUUGUACAAUUCUGUUCAAGAACUAUAUGCAUCGAUUAUACUUCUAAUUUCCAUACUUGUUAUCAUUUGUUAUUGAUGAAUGACCUUCAAUAUAUGAUUUUUUAUGUAUUUACUUGGCACAAACAGUUGAUUUGUGCUCCAUUAACCCUGACUAUGCCAUUUUCUAAAAUGAAAUAGAUCAAUUAUAAACAGCAGAAAUGUUGAUGUCAUGUAUCUGCAAGUCCUAAAAACAGCAUUCUAAUAUUAAUUCCACCAAGUGAAGUGCAAGAAACCAUAUCAUUGAAGUCCACCUUAUCACUGAAGUCCACCUUAUCACAACCCGCACACCCGAUUACCUAUAUAUACAUGAACUUACGGUCACAGCUCAACAGCUGGACGUUGUAGCUCAGUUGGUUAUAGAGCGCUGCGCCGGAAUCGCAGGGCCGGAAUCGCAGUCGUUCCUGGUCAGGUCUUAAAGAAAAACAGCAUUCUAAUGUAUAUUGGCAACACCUGUUAUCCUGACAAUAUCUAUAUGCAUUUACAAUGUUCUCGCAUGCCUGCUAAAGUUUAUUGUGAACUGUCAAGAAGAUUUGGAACCCGUCAUGUUUUAACAAGAACAUUAUAAAACUGAAAAUGAUUCAACAAGAACAUCAUAAAACUGAAUAUCAUCUUUGUGAAGUUAUGGCCGGAAUUAGUUUCUGCAAGUUGAAUAUAUAUCAGCCAUUUUAUUUUUUUUUCAUCUGACAUACUAUAACUCUAACCUCGUUUAACUGUGUAUAAUGUCUAUAAUAUAUAUUUGUGAUGUUUAUAGAAAAUAUGUUCAUUUAAACAUCAGUCUCUUAAUAUUUUUACAAGCUACUGAGUAUUGAUUGAAGCCCUUGGUAACAGUACAUGACCAUGACCUAAACUUUUGAUAUUACACGAACUUUAAUGUACAGUAUAUAUGAACGCAGUGUACUAAACUUUAUAGUGUUAACGUGGCUCCUCAAAUAGAAACUGCUAACCUGAAGUAGACACUGCUAACCUGUAAAGACAUGCUAACUCGACGUUACUGUAAAAGCAAGCUAGAACUCGCCACAGAAGUGAGAGAUUUGUAAUUUUAUAGUAUUUAAUGUCUAUAAUAUGUAAUUUGUAAUGUAAUGUAUUUUCCUUUAAUUUAUGUUUAGAUCGAAUAAAAACUAACCAUCUAGUCCGGAUCUGAGACAACUAAAGCAAUCUAGUCCGGAUCUGACACAACACUUAGUGUUCGUAAGUUUCAAUGAAGGAAAAUACCUGAAAAUUUAAACCAUAGUUUUUGGUGUAAUAUAUGUAAUUGGGCAAGUACUGGUGUAAGACAUUGUGCAGCCUAAAUAAUUAGAGGACCAGUAUUCAAAAUAGUUGUUAUAUACUCCGACUCCUAUGGUGAACAUAUACGUAAUAAACUAUGAAAACUACGAUUAUAGGAACUAAAAAAGGUGAAAUAUUUAAAUUUGUGGAACGUGAUAUAAAAGGCGAGAGAUUGAAAAUGAGUAGGAAAGGCAACCCUGUAUGCAUUUCAACCCAACAGUCUUCUUCUUUAAAGGGGGUUGUAUAGGUAGAAUUUGCAGAGGAAAAGGAAGGAGUUUGGAAAAAAUGUGAGAAAAACGAAUUAUUACGAAGCUAUGGAAAAUAACCAAUUACACAGUAUUAACAAAAAUGUAAGGUGGAAAGAUAGUGAAAAAUUAUAUAUUACUACUACAUGUUAUUAGUCAAGUUAUCCUACCAAAGGUCUUGUUAGUGCGAGACAUUCCAACACCACACAUUUUAUUGUUCAUCUUUUCAGUUAAUUUUGAAGUAGAGCAAAUGACAGGUCCUUUUAGAACUAGCUUACACAAUAAUACAGUGAGUUUGAAUGAUUGUGAUGGUAAGGUUGGAGUAAGAUUUAUAUCAUAGUGUGAUCAUGUGAAUGUAGGUGGUUGCAUCCUAAUAUGGUGAAGGGAGCUUAAAUUACAGGUAUAGCGAUGUUUGGCAAUAAUAAGUGAUCCGUAAGGGUUAAAAAUUAACGAUUACACCCUGCAGGUUUUGAUUUACUAUAUUAUAAAAGAAUCUUAUGUAACGUUUUGGUGUUUUCCAAGCAAUGAAUCGUGUAUGAAACUGAAUUUGUAACGUAUAAAAAACAUCACCAAUAGAAAGUGAUCCAUGAGUUUCCGGCCUGUUGUUGGCUUUUAGCAAAGGGUGGGUCAUUAAUUUUUGUGGGGUGGGCCAUUGAUAAUUAAGCCUUAUUCCAGGGGUGGGUCAAGGAAAAAUAUGCAGUUGAAGAUUUGAUUUCUCCAGCCCACGCCCCCCUCCCUCUCUAUACUUUAUGACUGAUUCCAGCCUAGACCUAGGCCUUCUAUUUUUAUUUUUUUUUUAAUAUUCAGCGCUUUUUCACAUGAGAAGACAGGGAGUAGGUGAUUUGGGGGCGGGGCGAAGGAAGGGCGCAAGCGAAAAAUAGAAGGCCUAGCAGAUUUUCCAAUCAGUGUUGUUGGGUCCGGGAUUUUAUCCCGAGAUCUCGGGAAUUUUUAAAGCAGUCGGGAUUUUUUUUAAAUUUUUAUUUUAAAAAGUCAAUCUCGAGAUUUUUGGGGGAUUUUUGAGAAAGGGAAGUUCGAAGUUUAGAAAUUGAUUUUUUGGUAAAAUUGACUAGAAAUAAACAAUUUUGCUAAAAAUGUAGGGUCCGUUCGCUCGUAUUUAAACCUUAUUGAGUAUUGGGCUGCAUAUUUAAUGCCAGAUUUCGUUUUUACAACAUGACGUACGAGGCUAUCCCAGUGAACUCUACUAUAUACUGGAACGAUAACGUUCUACUUUCGUUUACUAUAUACUGGAACGAACGUUUUGUAGGUAUAAACACGCGUGAUUUUUGCGUGGGCUUGUCACGAGGUUCGGACAGUGCUUCCAUUUUGAAGAAAAUUUCCUUUUUGAAGGAAAUUUGAACUAGUCACAGAGUAAAGAUACACUCUGUGAACUAGUGGAAGGAAAUUAUUAGGAAAUUCGAAUCUGAAAGAAAUUUGAAGGAAAUUUCGGAAGAUUGAAGGAAAUGUGAAGGAAAUUGCCUUAUUUCUAAAAAAUCCUAAGAAUACGGCAAUUUCCAAGAUGCGCUUCAAAAUAUGCUGAAAAUCCUGUCUGCGAGAUGCAAAAUCUGAAAAUUUUCUGGGGGAGGACCCCCAGACCUCCCUGCUUAUUCUCCUUCGUAUUAAUCUAAAUAAACUCUUUGUCUCUGCCCUUUGAUAAUUCAGCUCCUGCAACGUCUAUGUUCCUUCUAGAACAAGAAAUACCCGGUUAUUCGAGAUAAAUUACUAUAAAAUCAGUUUUAAGGAGGCUCCCUACAGUUGCAUGCGGGAUGUUCGCGGGACCUAUCCCACGCAACCGCAUGAUCAAAACAAAACAAAAAUUGACCACGCUUUUUUUAAAAAUAAAGCUAUUUCUGAAAGGUUUCUAAUGGAAAAAAGCGUUGAAUAAUACUUCGUUUUGAGUGCCAAAUCACUUGCGAGUCUAUACAGCAAUUCUACAUAUGAUACGAAUAUCACUAGACCAAAAAAUAGCUACGAAACAAUGUUUUUUAAUUCCUCUAAAAUAUACACUGUCAACUGUAAAACAUUUGCAAAAUUGCAUACAAACCAUAGGCAGCCCAAAACGGCGUGUAGAAUGCACCAAUAAUGCUUCCAAAUGUCAAUUUGCAUUAAGCUCGCCCCAUUCCUUUGUCAUUUGUCGCGUGCCGCAAGCACUCAAUUUGAAAAGCAGUGUUGAUAUAUAUAGAUUAUACCUACGUAUAAUACCUAUAUACCUACCUAUAGGUAUAAUCUAUAUAUAUAUAUCAACACUGCUUUUCAAAUUGAGUGCUUACGGCGCGCGACAAAUGACAAAGGAAUGGGGCAAGCUUAGUGCAAAUUGACAUUUGGAAGCAUUAUUGGUGCAUUCUACACGCCGUUUUGGGCUGCCUAUGCAUCAAAUCAAGAAAUGUUUUCUAUUUCGCUGUCGUCAUGCAGUCGUUAUAAUGCAAACUUUAAAUUGGACCAAUCAGUGUCCGCUAUUCAUGACAGUCCGCCAUAUAUUUGAGAUCAGUGAGGAUGACCACCCAUCGUUGGUGACCCACGCGCAUAUCAAAGCAUUAUGCCUUGCCGAUGUAAAUAGAGUAUAUUAUGCAUGAUUGUUUUUUUAGUUAAUAAUUUUAAUAUUUUUAUGAUAAUUUAUAGUAAGUGCGCACUGCUUCUGAAAGGCUACCGUGAAUAAAUAAGCUUAAAUAAUAAUAAUAAUAAUUGAUGAACUUUAGACUUCGCUAAUGCUUUCGUUUCCCCAGGUGUAAAUAGCCGGGGGGAAUUAGCACCCUCGCACGGCGCUUCGCGCCGUCGGCUCGGGGAUUAACGCUGUUUUGUUUUUUAAUACUUCUUGGCCUAGAAAGCCAUUUAAAGUUAUCCCGACGCCGUUCUGGGCGUAAGUCCGGGGCGAGGGUACUAAUUCCGCCCAGCUAUUUACACCCAGGGAAAGGAAAGGAAAGGAAAGGAAAGGAAAGCAUUAGCAAAGUCUAAAGUUUAUCAAUAAUCGGGCGCGUGACUAUGGUUCAUGAGUGGAUCUCACUGAUCUCAAAAAAUAUGACUGUUUGCCAGGAGUGGGAUAAGCAAAAUUUCAAUUUUCAAAAGCAUAUAUUUGGAAAAUCAUGUUUCACACAAUGAGCUUUGAAGCAAUUUUUGUCUGAAGAAAUGAGAAGAAUUUUUUACUAUGAGAAAUCGUGAAAAAUAGGGCAAGUUUGCUUUGAAUGAUUAAUAUUUAUGAAUUUUGUUGCUUUAACUCUUUCCCUAAAACAUGAUCAUGAACUGUUUUCCUUUCCAACGAAGCUGCAAGUUUCCUAAAUUACCCUGUUUUAUUUAAGAAAAAAACUUAAACUGAUGUAAAGGAGAGCAAAUUGAUUUGAAGACGGAACUGAAAUUACGGAACAAUUUGAACUUAUUAUGUUUCAUUAAGUAAAAACAGUUUAUCGGCAAGACGGCAAAUGUAGUUUUAAUAGUUAAAUGAACAUUUCAAAACAUUUUACGAAGCGUUUCAAGUUAAAUUUUACAUUAAAUCAAAGCUCACAAAAAGCAGAAUAACAUACCUACAGUAUAUAUUUCGGAAAUUCAUUGUUGUAUAGCUAAAAGUCCUAAUCUUUCAACUAUUUUGCCGGUUUGUACAAAAAGAUAUAAAAAAUUUGAAAUUUUAAAAAUAUCUCGAGCCUGCGUUCAGUGUUCCAUUUCCGAAUGCUUCAUGUUAAUUCAAUGUUUGGAAAAUAUAGGCGAGGGGUUGCUGCAUCCAUGUAUUUCUAGAUUAUAAAGUUCUGCCAAUUUACAUGCAAAAUGAUCGGUAUAGGUAAUUUCACUACCCUGCUUUAUAUGAACCAUAUGUUAUACCUCAAAUACAACCUAUAUGCAUUAUUGAUGCUUUCCAGAGAUCGACUACGAACGACUAUCAACGUGAUGGGUGAUACAUUUGCCGCUGCAGUUGUUGCAAAAUAUUCUCAAAAAGAUUUCGCAGAAGAAAGACCGCAUGACAAUUCUGAUUCUCUGGAAUUAUUCGACAACUUGGCCAACGAUGUUGUACCCGAAUCUGAAGAGACCAACUUGUGACUAUGGUCAAGGGGUGGGUUGACUACAAUUUUGUAAUAAAUUCGCUAUACUACAGCUACAAUCUUUGCCAGAAACUAUGGGACAGCUGCUGUAAUUUCAUAUGAUUUGAAAGGAAUAGCGCCCUUCCCCCGUUCCCCCAGUUCAAUGUUGGGCCAACAACAAUCUGAUGUCUGAAUGCGCGUCGCCAACAUUGAAACGGGUGGGGGGGAGGGAGGGUGAAAAAUAUAUAUGUAUCAGGAAAUGAUAUGUUACAAUCGAAUGCAUGUGAAGACUAGAUUGUCCCAAUCUAUAUUGUCAAAGAUUGUAGUUCGAAAAAAUGUACGGAUGAAGUUUAGCUACUGUUAGCAAACUUGAACAAAAGAAAUGUCGUUUGUCAAGUAUCUGUGUAGCAUUUAUUAAGUAUCUGUGAAGUACAGACGACCUGUAUACACAAGUCUAUGUAUUGUUAACUUCACUGAUACAUAUAGGCUUGCCCACGCAGAUUGUCUUGAAGGAUUAUGAAUACAAGUUAUACAACCUCAAACAAGUUACCCUAGAACGCUUUCCUGAACAUGAGUCCAUAUCAUGUCAGCAAAAAUUUCAUUUGACCGUUUAUCACGUCAGCAAAAAUUGCAUUUGACGAGCCCCCUUGAUAAGCCUUUGGCUUUUGAGGCAAAUAUUUCAAUAAAGUUUAUAUAAAAAAAGGUUUGUAAUGCAAUAACUUUUUCCUUCGGUUAAAUUUUCUGAAGUUUUGCGG